Messenger RNA from Acanthosepion pharaonis, 1893 nucleotides. The record is from the annotation of a GenBank genome assembly. Lineage: Eukaryota; Metazoa; Mollusca; Cephalopoda; Sepiida; Sepiidae.
AUGGAAACUCCCAAAGCUUUACAAUGUCUUCAUUCGUUUUGCCAGAAAUGUCUGCAGGCCUACAUAUCUUCCAAUGCAAAGCGAAACUCCAACGGCUGGUACGUCCACUGUCCUGUAUGUCGAAGUAUUUCUCUGCCUCCUAAUAAAGACUGCACCAUCGGAAACGGGGCUGCCGCUUUCCCAACCAAUUUCUACAUCAACCGAAAGCGAUUAUAUCUGAGUGAAAAACGAAAGGCUAUAAACAGAGACGAAAAUGGAGUCUGCAGCCUUUGUCCCGACCCGAACAGGACACCAGUAGAAUGGUUUUGUCUACCUUGCAAGAAGGCCGUUUGUCGGGAAUGCGUUUUCGAUCACGAAAAAGACCGUAGGGUUCCUCAUCAAUUACACAAACUUUCGGAUGCUCUAACAAAGUCUUCGAAUAGCGGCAACAUUCCCACUAUUUGUCCUGACCACGAAGGUAAACUAAUGUUUCUGUUCUGUCUUACUUGUCUGACCAGUGUUUGCGAUACCUGUAUGGUAGAUAACCAUCAACACUGUGUGAUUAGUUUCUUACGAAAGGACAGUGACCGACUCUUGGCUCAUUUAGAAGCCAAGACCAAAGAACUGGCCCUCGUCAGUGACAACGUGUGGCACUGGACAACACACAUAGGUAGGUGUCGAGAUGACAUUACUCGGAAAGUUACCACAGCAGUGGAAGAAGUCGCCGCUUUUCUUGAACGAAAGAAGGCGCUUGUUUUAACUGAACUAAACAUUCUCUACAAGUCUCAACAGGAUUACUUGAACUUUACUCGCUUAGAAGUGGCGACGAAACUCAAAAGUUUAAACGAACACAUGAAAUUGAUUAACAUUGCCUUAAGAUCUAACGGUGAAAUUUGUCUAGUAUCGCGGAAGGAGAACGCAAAGUUGAGAUUUCCCAAAAUUGGAAUCCUUGACACCAGUCUACUAAACAUGGAGCUGAAUUUCCAACCCAAUAUCUCCUUCUUGCGUGGCGUCCAAAACUUAUCUGAUUUUAACCUUGGAACUGUUUCGCUUGAAGCUGGCCGAUGGCCAGACCCCCAACCUUUUCCUUCACUGGGUGAAAAUAUUCAACAAUGGUUAUUUGCUAACAGACCCAGACUUGUUUCUCGCUUCUGUCUGUCUAAUAACUACGAUGACUGUAGUUUGCGGACUUUAGUUUUUAACAACUACAUAAUUCUCGCGGAUAUCGACAAAUCUUUUUUACGACAACUCUCUUUUGACGGUGUUCAUCUGAACAAGACUGAAUUCCUUUCGUCAGUGGGUGGUAUCUGCUCCUGGACUGACAGUCAGAUAGUUGCAACAAUGCCGGAUGUCCGUCAGCUGUACUUCAUUAACCACAAGGACCUCUCAACUAGAGACAUUCAAAAAACAACGAAGUCUUAUGGAGCAGUUGCAGCUACUUCUAACUCGUUCCUCGUUUGUUUAGAGUCGUCCACUUCGUCAGUCGAUAUUUUAUCUCCAGUCAAUGCUUGUGGAAUGGAAGUCUUGAAAUCUGUCCCAAUCCCGUCCGUUUACUUGCCAGAUCCCACUGGGUGCAAGUCUCUCGUAAUUAGUGCCGACAAAAACUUUGUGAUAGUCGACUCUGUCCAAAAUAGACUCCUAUGUUUAGAUUCUCAGGGAGACUUAAAAUUCGUUUACGAAGAAUCGACUACUCCAGCUGUAUGCGCGGACAAAAAAUACAUCUACUCCAGCGAUAUGUCUCGUAAUACUGUAUCGCGUCUGACUUUAGACGGACGGUUAGACUGCGUUCUACUAACGGCAGAUGAUGGGCUUGACCACCCGAAGUGUCUUCAUAUCAAAGAUUCUCAACUUGUUAUAGUUCAGGGUAAAACUUCGAAAAGUGUAAUUGUAUUCAAUAUUUAUCCAGUCACUUGA